GCUCGGCAGCCUGCUCCGCAAUGGGAGCCACCGCCGUCGCCGCUGUGUAGUUUUUCGUGCUCCUCCUUUUCCUCCUCCUCUUUCUCCUCCUCCUCAGGGCCCCAGUCAGGCCGAUCCGCUCCGCUCACGGGUUUAAGAUUAUCUGACUUUGAACUAUACAGGAUUGCUGACUGCUGAUAGAAAGGUCCUCAUGGAACAAAAUGCACCACGGAAGUGGCUUUGUUAAAUUCCAUGAGGAAAAAUAAAUAAUAUAUCUCCCAACUGUAUUGAAUAGCAAAAGGAAGGAAAAGAGACAUAACUUGCUGCCUUGUGUGGAGUCACAUGAUGAUCAAAAUUAGAUCCAAGAAUUUCUAAACCCCAAGUUUCACAUUUCAGUAUUUGGCUUUACUUAAAGUGACUCAUAAAAUUGACUGAUAUCUUUUGUCAGUACUUAAAUGACAAUUUACAGAAAGUCAGCUCUUCAACUUGAUUGGCGACAACCCUUUUCAGCCAAAAAAUAAAUCAAAAAUGGCAGAACUCUUUAUGGAAUGUGAAGAAGAAGAGUUGGAACCAUGGCAGAAGAAAGUAAAAGAGGUUGAUGAUGAUGAUGAUGAUGAGCCGAUCUUUGUUGGAGAGAUAUCAAGUUCAAAACCAGCAAUUUCAAAUAUUUUGAAUAGAGUAAACCCCAGCUCAUAUUCAAGGGGAAUAAAGAAUGGUGCGCUCAGCCGAGGUAUUACUGCUGCAUUCAAGCCUACAAGUCAACACUACACGAACCCAACAUCAAAUCCAGUGCCUGCCUCGCCAGUAAAUUUUCAUCCUGAAUCUAGAUCUUCAGAUAGUUCUGUUAUUGUUCAGCCUUUGUCUAAACCUGGUUAUGUAACGAAGUCAUCACGAGUUGUUUCUAAUAAUUCUUCAGAGUUACUGUUUGACUUGACCCAGGAUACAGGAUUACCACUUUACCAAGGAGGACCAACACUUUCUAUAGCAGGUAUGAAUGAAAGUUCAUUUUUAUCAAAACGUCCUUCUACUUCUGAAGUAAACAGUGUUAAUCCAAAAAAGUCUAAACCCAGUGAAGGUGUUUCUGGAACAAAUUCCUCAGCUGUAUUUUCUUCAGUUAAAUCUCUUUCAGUGACAUCUCCCCAGGCUAUGCCGUCAAAAGGUACAAAUAUCUCAUCAAAUCAAUCUAAAAAUGGAACACCUUUUCCAAGAGCUUGUCCAAAGUGCAAUAUUCAUUUCAAUCUUUUGGAUCCUUUGAAAAAUCACAUGAAGUACUGUUGUCCAGACAUGAUAAAUAACUUUUUGGGACUGGCUAAAACAGAAUUUUCAAGUACAGCAAAUAAAAGUAAGACUGUUGAUUCAGAAAAAGGAAAACUGAUCAUGUUAGUUAAUGACUUUUAUUAUGGAAAACAUGAAGGAGAUGUCCAGGAAGAACAGAAGACUUACACAACCUUUAAAUGCUUCAGUUGCUUGAAAAUUCUUAAAAAUAAUAUCAGGUUUAUGAACCACAUGAAACAUCAUUUGGAACUUGAGAAGCAGAGCAGUGAAAGCUGGGAAAACCACACCACCUGCCAGCACUGCUACCGUCAGUUUCCCACACCAUUUCAACUGCAGUGUCACAUUGAAAGUACACACACACCCCAUGAAUUUUCUACCAUUUGCAAAAUAUGUGAAUUAUCAUUUGAAACAGAGCAUAUUCUUUUACAACAUAUGAAGGACAAUCAUAAACCUGGUGAAAUGCCAUAUAUUUGCCAGGUUUGCAGUUAUAGAUCAUCAUCAUUUUCUGAUGUAGAAACUCAUUUUAGAACAUCCCAUGAAAACACUAAGAACUUGCUAUGUCCGUUUUGCCUCAAAGUUAUUAAAAUUGCAACACCCUAUAUGCAUCAUUACAUGAAGCAUCAGAAAAAAGGAAUACAUCGUUGUACAAAAUGCAGACUACAGUUUUUAACAUGCAAAGAGAAAAUGGAUCACAAGACUCAGCAUCAUCGGACAUUUAUAAAACCUAAACAACUAGAAGGAUUGCCUCCAGGAACAAAAGUUACUAUUCGAGCUUCAGUUGGCCCUCUUCAAUCAGGAUCUUCAACUACACCUACCAUUAGUGCAAGCACUUCUACCCUUCAGCUCUCACCUCCAAGGACUAAAAAUAUAACUGCUAAAAAUCCCACAAAAUCUAACACAAGUAAACCUAAUAUAACUAAAUCCAUUGCAAGUAAACCUAAUGCAAGUAAGCCUAAUGGAAGUAAAUCUAAAUACAAAUCAAAAAUAUCUAAUAUGCAAAAGAAACAAAGCACAUUGGCUAGUAGCAAUAAAAAAAGUAAAGUCAAUACAGCAUUGAGGAAUUUAAGGUGUCGUCGGGGAGUUCACAAGUGCAUUGAGUGUUGUUCUGAAAUAAAAGAUUUUGCAAACCAUUUUCCUACAUAUGUCCACUGUAGUUUUUGCAGAUACAACACUAGCUGUAGCAAAGCCUAUGUGAAUCAUAUGAUGAGCUUUCAUAGUAAUCGUCCAAGUAAAAGGUUUUGUAUCUUUAAGAAGUAUUCAGAAGAUCUCAGGGGCAUUACUCUAGUGUGCCUUAAUUGUGAUUUCCUAACUGAUGUUUCUGGCUUAGAUAAUAUGGCUACACACUUAAGUCAACAUGAAACUCAUGCUUGUCAAGUUGUAAUAGAGAAAGUUUCUGUUUGUAUCCCAACUUCUGAACAUCUUUCUGAAUGGAGAAGCAGCCCAGAGAUUUCAAAAAAUGUUCAGGGUACACCUGGACAGUGUCCCCCUUCGAUGGACACAACUGAUGCCUGUUCUCUCUUUCCAAGGAAUGUGACUAAUUUGACUGUGGGACCUGCUCUAGGUUGUGGUCUCAGGAAAUCAGAUCUUGGGGAGACUCCCUUCUCUCGUGGCUGGCCUUCCAUGAGGCUGAUGUUGAUAUAGCCAGAGAUGGUAUCAAGGCCCACCAAAUAGAGCACAGCUUCCCACUGGGGGCUUUGGCUCUUGAUCUUAAGCUUGUGGGUCACUUCUGGCCAAGAAAAUCAAAUCUGUGCUUCAGUGUCCCAGUUGAAGUUUAGUCAUUUUGGCUGCUUCCCUUUAAUCUUCCUCUAGCAUGAAUGCAUCCAAGGAAUACAAAAGCUCUGGUUAUUAGGAAAUGGUUAUUUUUCAUAUCCUUGGAACAACAGGUCUCUACAAUUAUGUUCCAAAAUUUCACUUAGUUUUACUGUUAUUUAAAAUGUAUUACCCAGGAGUAACUUCAUAGUUUUUUAACAGCAUCAAUUAUCAGAUUUUUUAUUUUUAAAAAAUUUAGUUUAAUUUUGAUAGCUUGGUUUUAUGUUCUCCAAAUGUAUUGAUGUCUAUUUUUAUAUUCGUUUUUUUAAAACUGUUGUGUAGUGUUUGCUUUGUUUUGUUAAGAACUCCAAGAUAUUCCCUAGAAUUCUCUACAGAUUUCCUUUAGCUGCUUAUUUAUAGCUUUUUAAUUUGGCUGUUGUUCAGACCGUUAGACAUGAUUAUAUCCAUUCUUAUUUUGGGGUUAUUAUUAUUAAUAUUAUCUUAAUAAUUGUGAGUUCUAAGGUGUAAAGAAUUGACAAAACCUAUUCUUGGAGACCUUAAAACAAGGUUUUUUUUAAAUUUAGUUUUAUAUUUUUAUACAGUAAAACAAGUUUUAAAGUUGCAUAUUUGUACAUCUAAUACAUAAUACCUACUUAGCUAUUAAUAGUUCCUUUGGGUAGUGGUAACAUUAAAAAAAUAUAAGGGCCAAUAAUGCACUUGUUUCUAUCAUAUAUAAAACAUAUUUCCACAUAUAUAUUUUUAAAAGUUGACAUUUGUUUAUUUUAGUUACUUUGACUAUAGCUCUAAUAAACAGUUUUGAUGCUAUUAUUUUGUUUUAAUAAAAAUUCUGUUGUUUAAGUGCCUCAGGAAUUGUUUACUAAUAAAGAAUUUCAUAUGAAAGCUGUAGAUUUAAUCAUAUAAAUAGGAGCAUUGCCUUUAUUGUUUCAUGGAAGCCCUAUUAUUUGGCCUGCACACUGAGAGCUGUAUCUACUUAGUGCAUCUUGCUUUUUUUCCUCUGGCACAAUUGAAAGGUCACUGUUUAUACUCUACCAACUUACUGAAUUUUAAUGACAUGCAAAAUACCUUUUGUGAUCUUAGUUGCCAUAAGGGUUAGGCAGGCUCUGGAAAUAUGACUCAGUCACGUUUUUUUACUCUGAAGUCAGAACUUGCUCAGUUUUACUUUGAAACAGAUUUAAAGCCAGUAUAGAUGACUACUUAUUAUGUAAUGUGCUUCUUGCAAUUAAUAAUCAAAAAAUUUGAACCCAUUAGUUUUAAAUUUCCAAACUAAUUUCUACAGUAAAUGAAUAAUUUUUCAAAAGCUCUGGAAGUGGCUUGUCUCUCAGUAGGUGAAUUUGGUGUUAUGCUAGUCUUUAUUUCCUUAUCUGUCUCUAGGAAGUUUUGUCAUUCACCCUCUUUCUACCCAGUUUUUUUUUUUAAUUUAAAAAUUUUGUCCAGAAACAACUUCUUUACAUUUUUAACAUAAACUCCUUUUUCAUUUAUAGAUAUUUGCUCUACCUUGGCUAUAGUUAAAAAAUAUGAGAAAUUGUAUUCUUGCUAUAGCAAUGUAGGAGUACUGCUUUGUGUUCUUCCAUGGGACUCUGUUUUAUAGUAUUAUCAAGUUCAUUUUCUUAAAGUUUAAACUCCUAAAGUUCUAUCACCUAUAACUUCCUUUUUUAAAAAAUAAUUUAAAUAAAACACCUAAGGCAGCUAGUACAAAACUUGUUGAUUAUAGGCAGUUGGUCAUAUUUUAACUUUGUGCUAAUGAGUUUUAGCUUGAGUCUAAUCCCUCCUUGCCAUCAGGUUAUUCUAAAUAGUUUAUUCACCUGAUCAGAAAUUUCCAUUUCAUGCAUGUGUGCUUUUGGUUACCACUGGAAAAAAAAUGAGAUUGGUUCAGUUUAAGUCCAUCGCUAUUUUGAGAAAAAAUGACUGCUAAAGUACAGAGACUUGGAUUCUUGCCCUAUUUUUAUGAUAUUUUGGCAUAACUCCUCACCUCUUUGGGCCUCAUUUGUUUAUUCAGCAAAUAUUUCUUGAACAUCUGCCUUGUGCCUGGCACCCUUCUAAGUGCUAGAAAAAUGGACUGAAAUCUCUGCCUUCACAGAACGAACAUUUUAGUGGUGAAGGACAGACAAUAUAAAGUAAAUAAAGUAUAUAGUAUGUUAGAUAGUGGUCAAUACUAUGGAGAAAAAUAACAUAGGGAAGGAAGAUAAGAAGUACUGGGUGGGAGUUUGGAGGCUGCCAUUUAAAAUUUGGUAGUCAGGGAAGGUCUCACAGAGAAAUGACAUUUGAGUAAAGACCUGAAAGAAGAACUGCAUGGAGACUGGUCUGGCUGCAAAUAAGUGAUUAAGAGGGAGAAUAGUAGGAGUUGGGGCUUGCAAGGUAAUGUGGGCCAUGUGUAUAGGACGUUAUGGACCAUUGUAAGGAAUUCGCCUUUUACUAUGAGAUAAGUAGCUAUUAGAGCAUUUUGAAUAGAGGAGUGUUUUAUACCUCAAUAAAAACCACAAUCAACGAAAACCUUUAAAUACAGAAGAGUGUCUGUAUUACCAUAGCUGCUGUCUUCGGAAUAAACUGUAGAAGACCAAGGACAAAAUCAGGGAGAUUAAUUAGGAGGUUAUUGUAAUAAUCCAGGUAUGAGAUGGUGGGGAUUAAGGCUAGGCUGCUAGCAGUUUAGGUGAUAAGAGUUUUGAUUUGGGACAUGUUUUGAAUUUGUUGAUGGUUUAUAUGUGAAGUGUAGAAGAAAGAAAGUUUUGAGGAUGAUUCCAGUUAUUGGUGUGAGCAGCUGCGAAGAUGGCAUUGAUAUUAACUGAGAUAGGGAAGACUAGAAGUAAUAGAUUUGAGAGGGAAGAUGAUGACUGUGAUUUGGGACAUAUUUUAGUUUUUGAUAUCUGUUAGAUAUGCAAGUUGAGAAGUCAUAAGCAUUCACCUGUAUGAAUUUAGGGGGGGUGUUCUAAGCUGUAAAUAUCAUUUAAUGUCGUGGGAAUAAAUACAAGUAAAACUGGGGAAAACUGAGUAAGGUUGGUAUAUGUAUCACUGUCAACAUCCUGCUUAUGCUUUUGUGCUAUAAUUUUUUACUGUUAUUUUGUAUUGUAAGAUGUUAUCAUUGGGGAAACUGGACAAAGGGAAUAUGGAAUCUCUCUGUGUUAUUUCUUAAUAACUGCAUGUGAAUGUACAAUUAUACCAAAAUUUAAAAUUCAGUGAAAAAAAGUCAUGGGACUAUAUGAGAUCACCAAAGGAUACAGUAGAGAGAGAGAAAGGGCAGGGUCCACAGGCUGAGCUCUGGGGAAUCUGACAAUAAAAGGUCAGGGAGAUGAGAAGGAAUUGGCAAAGGAAACUGAGGAGUGGCCGAUGGUAUAGAAAGAAAACCAGGGGAGUGGCAGUGUUCUUGGAGCCUCAGUUACCCUAUUUGUAAAGUGUGAGUGCUGACUUGUUCUAGACUUCUGAGAUUCUAUUAUUCAAUAUUGGUUAUACUUACAUUGUCAUAAUUUGUUCUUAUGACAAGAUAAAUUUAGAAUGCCACAUAUCCUAUUCCCAGUAGCAGAAACAGGGACUCUUUGACCUUGAGAAAAUUAAAUGUUCACAUUAUUUCUCAGCACAUUUAACUCUUUCAUAGGCUCUUGUAAAAGUAGUUCUCUUGUACUUCUAUUAAAGAAGGUAAGUAGGUCAUUUUUUCCCAGGUUCUGUACUGCACAACUAAUGUCCAUAAUUUAUAAGUUGGGGGGAAAAGUUUCUAUGGUCAAAUAAAUUUAGGCAAUGCAAGUUAAAGUUAAAUGGAUUCUUUGAUAUGGGCUUUUUCAUGCUGUAUGUGACUUGUGAAUGUCUAAGAGAAUAUUUGUUUGACCUUAGAAUUUUUUUCUUUGAAUACUUUUUCACUUCUUAAUCUCCAUGGAAUAGUGUGUAGAAUACUGAUCUGGAGUAAUCUUUCAAAUUUUAUGAACUGGGAAAUAAAAAGUAGUUGUGUAUUGUUGCCUAAGAUGGAUUCCUAGACAUUUCAUUUAUGUUUAUGAAUCAUUUGUAAGAUAGUGUUUGUAACUAGAGGCUAGCAAUGUACAUUUUCAUAUUUUUAGAAAUUAUAUUAGAAAAAUGAUAUCCUCAUUAUUGUUUGUAAAAUCUAAUAAGUGCAUAACAGGGACAGACCAGUUAUUAGUUUAUUCUGCCUCUGAUUAUAGCAGCAAGAGAUAUUUUUGUUGGAGAGUAUGGUUACUUUACAUGAUUUCACACUAAGAAGCUUAAGAAUCUCUCAUUAUCUGUUUCUGGCUUCUCUAACUCCUUAUGCUUAGCUUAUCAGUCUACCCACUUACCUAUUUUUCUUGAGACUAUUUUCAGCCUUUUAUUAUCUGUUAAGGAAUUUCUUAUAUAGUAAAGUUUUACUUCGUACUUAAACAGCUUCAGGAGAACUUCUUUGAUACUAAGAUUAGGUGAUUUGAUAGCUUCAUUUUAAACCCUCUCAGACCCUUAAAGGUACAGUGUGGUGUAGUGGUUAAAGAGCGUAGGCUCUGCAGUUGAUUGCCUAGUUUGGAGUUCCUACCCUGCUGUUUACUAGAACAUGUGUGACUUUGGGUAGGUUACAGACUUCUGCCUCAUUCCUUAUUUGUAAAAUGCAUGUAAACAACAGUACCUGUUCUAAAGUGUAGAGGGAAUUAAAUGAGUUAGUAUACGUAUAUAGUACUUAGAAAGUGAUUGUCACAUAGGAAGCACUAUGUAACUGUAAAGUUAUCAUUGUUACUCAUUACUUUUUAUAAUUUUACUUCUGCCUGCAUUUUAUUCAGAUAGAAUUAUCCUAAUCUUCAGCCUGCUUUUCAUUCUAACCAUCUCAUACCAUUUUCACAAAUCAUUUAUGUUAACUUUCUUUUCCUAACCCAGUAAAUCUUUCUUAAGAGCUAAUUGUUUGAAGCAUGUAUUAGCCAUAAAAUUAGAUUUUUGGUGUCUGAAGCUCAAUAAACUUGUAGUUUUAGGGAAUAGUUAUGAAUCCUCGGUUCAUUUUAGUAAUUUCUGUCUUUAAAAAUAGUAUAAAUCAUUUUUCCCCCUAAAUUAUACUGCCUUAUACUGACCACACUGUGGUUCAUCUCAUCUUUCAGCCCACAUCUCUGAUUUUGAGAUCCUUCUACGGCCUCACUCUAGUCACUGGUAUUUGUCCACCUGGAAGACCAUACGUUCCUCUACAAACAUGGAGAAGCUACUGUGAUCUCGUUUUCUAUAUCAUUUACUGAAAUGUAGGAAUCUACUGUUUUUAAUCCUCCACACUGAAAAGUAUCUUUAUCCUUACUUCUGUGAAGUGUAGUGUUGGGAAAGGAGUACAGCUUUAAAAUAAGGCAGUCCAGGUUUAAAUCCUGGUUGUAUAUCUAACCAGCUCUGUAGCCUUGUGAAAAUUAUUUCACCUUAUCUUCCUCAUUAGUGAAAGGUAUGUAAUAAUUUUUUGCAGGGUGGCUAUAAGAAAUAGAGAUAAUCUGUGGAUGUUAAAUUAUUAAUUUAAGUAAUUCAAAUUAUUUAAAUAAUUAAUUAAAAUUAUUUGGCACUGGCCUGACAAAAAAUAAUCAAUAAAUGAAUGUUGUUGGUGCCAUUGUUGCUCUAGCUGCUGCUGCUGCUAAUAUUACUACUAAUUACUGCUGUUCCUGCUGCUGCUCCAGCUGUUACUGCUGUUAGUACUGUUAUUACUGCUGCUACUUACAGGAGAUCCUGGAAACCACAUAUCAGUGGAAUCUUCUCAUCAUUGAGAGUUUUAGUGGCAAUCCAUUAACUGUACUAACUGUACUGCGGUUAUUUGUAAUUUUGGCCCAUAGUUCUUGGAGUAUAUUCCUCCAAACUGCUGGAUGGACAGCAUUUUAUUACAGUGUUCAAUUGCACCUCAUAUAAUUCUCAAAUGUCAGAAUUUGAUUGUAGUUCUGACUUUUCCUAUCUAAAGACUGUGAAACAACAAACACCCUUGUUGAAAACUGGUACAUAAUCCUCUCUGCUUAGGAGGAAAACUUUUAUUUUUUUAGCUUACAGAAUUCCUUUUUUAAAGAAAACCUUUUAUUAAUUAUUGCCAGGCAUUCAUUUCCAGUCGGCUACUUAUCUAAUACUACUAAACUUAUGAAAAAUGUGUAAUUGUGCUAGUAAAGUGGCUGUUUUCUUUUGUAGACCUUUGAGAUGAUUUUUUUUUUAAUCUGCUUUUCUCAGAUAUUAGAUUGUAACUCAGUCAUGGAAUUGCUCUUUUCUAUCAUGUUUCUCCCUUUUUUUCCCCUUUCUCCAUUUUCUUCUGUAUAUCUACCUGGAUAGAUUAAUUAUUACAUAGAAUGGAAGUAAAGUUUUAAAUUUUGUAAGGUUUGUUUUCUUGACAAAAAGUUGAGAAUAGGUAUUUCCCUCUAGCCGUCUUCAGAGCAUAAGAAUCCAUAGUAAAUCCAUAAUAACUCAAGCUUGGAAAACCUGUCUACUUAUUGGAAGAUGUCUAUUUAUUGACUGAAUCAAAUGUUCUAAAAGCCACAGUUUGAAGUGAUUUUAAAAGUUGAUUUAGUUCUCUCAAUGACUUCCAAUUUUGUUCUAAGCAAAGUAUAAUGUAAGGGCACUGACUGGAGUCAAAAUAUCAGAGUUCAAAACCCAGCUCUCUCACUUUAUGUUCAAGUUACUUCAGUUUAUUCUUCUGUAAAUAAUCUUUACAUGAUUGUUUUGAAGAUUUAAAAGAGAUGUAAAAUGUUUUAUAUAGAUAAAAAUGUCUUUUAUAUUUUAUUAAAUUCCCCUAAUUUAAAGGGUACUAGGGAAAAAAUGAAAAUGUAAAACUGACUCUCCUUGAAGCUGUGAAUUCCUCUGUUGUAUUUCUGGCUACUGAACUUUAUACUUAGCACCAGUGCUAACUACAUGGCUCUUUCAUAGUAUAAUAUAGAUAACCCUUCCACAUAUUCAUUGGCAACAAACAUUGAUUCCCUGCCUUCUGUAUGCAAGACUCUUUGUCAAGUGCUGGAAAUGGAAACAUGAAUGAGACAUAGUUCAUGCCACCAGGGUAAUUACAGAAUAGGCAGUCGGAAAUGGAGACACUGAAUCUACAUCUUCACAGGGCCACACAGUAAACUGAUUUCAUAAUUAGUUAAACCCCUAAUACCAUGUAUAUAUUAGAUUAUGUGAUUUUUGUGAAAUGCUACACCAGAACAGAAUCUGGACUUGGUCCAAAGAGAAAUACCACUUUAUUAUACCACUCUAAACUAAACCAAUAAGUCAUUAAUUAGCUUUCAUAAAUGCAAGCAGAAAGUAAGCUCUUUUAAGAGCAGAAUGGCAACCUUUAAAAAAUGUUUUAUAUUUGAAAAUAAUAUUUCUGUUAAAAAUGUUUACUUCUACUAUAUUUCCAUUGAAGAAUAUGUAAAGAAUCACUCCAUUAUUUUCCUGUGAAGUUCUGAACUUAUUUGGAGGAAUUAUUGACUCUGGUCAUAAUCCAAGUUAUUAGAGUCUUAAAUGUUCAAAAUGGUCAGAGUGUCUUCACUCAUAUAUUUGGUUUAGCAGAAA
Messenger RNA from Delphinapterus leucas (beluga whale), 10470 nucleotides. The record is from RefSeq and is a predicted model, not a curated record. Lineage: Eukaryota; Metazoa; Chordata; Mammalia; Artiodactyla; Monodontidae.